Molecule: messenger RNA, 3554 nt
Organism: Mercurialis annua (annual mercury)
Lineage: Eukaryota; Viridiplantae; Streptophyta; Magnoliopsida; Malpighiales; Euphorbiaceae
Product: DExH-box ATP-dependent RNA helicase DExH8
Exons: 14
Coding region: 92-3232 (1046 amino acids)
Biological process (GO): maturation of SSU-rRNA from tricistronic rRNA transcript (SSU-rRNA, 5.8S rRNA, LSU-rRNA)
Cellular component (GO): nucleolus; intracellular anatomical structure
Molecular function (GO): metal ion binding; RNA binding; ATP binding
Source: RefSeq, a predicted model, not a curated record
CACUGCCCCCCCCCGAAUAAGGACUAAGGUCACUCUCUGAGUAAGAGGCGCCAAAUAGAAAGAAAAAAUAAAGCAACGCAGAGCAGCGAAAAUGGCGGAAUCAUCUUCUCCGACGUCGUCAACAUGCAGUUCUUCCGUGUCUUCUCCGUUUUUACAGCCGGAAUUCUCUUCUCUGCCGGUAAUGUCGCUCCGACAGAAAAUCAUCGACAAAAUCCUCGAAAAUCGCGUCACUCUCAUCGUUGGCGACACUGGCUGUGGAAAGAGCUCUCAAAUUCCACAGUUUCUUUUGGAAGCAAACAUGGAACCCAUUCUAUGCACACAACCCAGGAGAUUUGCUGUUGUUGCUGUUGCUAAAAUGGUAGCAAAGGCCCGCAACUGUGAAUUGGGAGGAGAGGUUGGAUACCAUAUAGGCCAUUCAAAGGUCUUAUCAGCAAGGUCAAAGAUUGUCUUCAAAACAGCUGGUGUUUUGAUAGAGGAAAUGAGAGAGAAAGGAUUGAAUGCUCUUAAAUACAAAGUUAUUAUUCUUGAUGAAGUACAUGAAAGAUCCAUUGAUUCUGAUCUUGUCCUUGUCUGUGUCAAACAGUUCCUGUUAAGGAACAAUGAUCUGAGGGUAGUAUUGAUGUCCGCGACUGCUGAUUUUGGAAGAUACCGAGAUUACUUUAAAGAUCUUGGCAGGGGUGAAAGAGUUGAAGUGCUUGCAAUCCCUUGCUCCAACCAGCAAGCACUUUAUCAGAGAAGUGUUUCAUAUCUUGAGCAGAUAACUGAGUUUCUUGGAAUAAGUUCCGAGUUACUGGCUUCUAGAUAUUGUUCAGGACCAAGUCCUUCCCUGGAAGCUGCUGAUAUCAAGCCAGAAGUGCACAAACUUAUUAAUGAUUUGGUUAUGUACAUUCAUGAAAAUGAACCAGACAUUGAAAAGGGCAUAUUGAUUUUCCUUCCUACGUACCAUGAUCUGGAGCAGCAAUGGCAUCUUCUGAAUCCACACAGUUCAUGUUUUAAAGUUCACAUUCUACAUGGAAGUAUCGGCACUGAACAAGCUCUCAUGGCCAUGAAAAUAUGGAAGUCGCAUCGUAAGGUGAUAUUAGCCACAAAUAUUGCUGAAUCUUCUGUGACGAUCCCGAAGGUAGCAUUUGUCAUUGAUUCAUGCCGUUCUUUGCAAGUUUUCUGGGAUGGUGUUAGGAAAAAGGAUUCUGCAGAGCUUGUAUGGGUUUCUAAAUCGCAGGCUAACCAGAGAAAGGGGAGAACUGGUAGGACUUGUGAUGGUCAGAUUUAUCGGUUGGUCACUAGAUCAUUCUUUAACAAGCUUCAGGAAUAUGAGUCUCCGGCUAUACUUAGGUUGUCAUUGCGGCAACAAGUCCUUUCUGUUUGCUGUUCUGAAUCGAAAGCUAUCAAUGAUCCCAGGGUCUUAUUACAGAAGACUUUGGAUCCUCCUGAUAUUCGAGUUAUUGAAGAUGCACUGGACUUGCUUGUUCACAUAAAUGCUUUGGAAAGAACCUCUGUUAGAGGUCGGUAUGAGCCAACAUUUUAUGGACGAUUGCUAGCGAGCUUCUCAUUGUCAUUUGAUGCUGCUGUUGUUUUACUCAAGUUUGGAGAUGUUGGAUUGUUGCGUGAAGGUAUUCUAAUUGGUAUCUUGAUGGAUAUACAGCCUCAACCAAUUCUUCACCCUUUUGGAGAUGAACAUUUGUUUGCAGAGUACACUUAUCGGUAUUUUGGUGGUGACUGUAACAACGUGGUACAAAUUGGUCGAAAAGAGAUGAUUUUAAUGGGCAAUUUGUGUGCAUAUCAGUUUUGGCAACGAGUAUUUAAGGAUAAGCAUCGUCUGGAACACCUAAAACAUCUCUCUAAGUUUGAUGAGAUGAAAGCUGUAACUUUGCUGCUACCGAGGAUUGAAGAGGAAUGGUGCUCAUUCCAUAAUCUUGUGCAGUCAUCUCUACAACAAGUGUCUGAGAUAUAUGAAGAUAUUCUAAGUUUGCUGCAUGCUUUUCGGCCCAGAUUCCUGGGUAAAUGUGAUGGUCUACCAACUUACUAUGAUCCUUAUGAAUUUGGGCAUGAGUGUCUUCUGGAAAACCAGCAAAAUGGGGAUACAAUUGCUGUUGCAGCAGAUGAGGAGUAUGAAGAGUUGUCUGUAAUAAAAAAAUGUGUUGCUGUACCAUUUGUUGAUUCUGGUCACUUUCAGACUAUUAAUGUGGCUGAAAAGUUGUCAGCUAUUGUCAAAGAGAUACGAGUUCGAUUGACAAAAGAUGCAGCUGGGAUUGAUGCUCAUUAUGCUAGUAAUGACGAAUCUGGGAACAAUGCUGGCUAUGCCAAUAUUGAUAACUCUAGGAACAAUGCUAUCUAUGCUAAUGAUGAUGCAUAUCAUUCUUCUGUCAAUGGAGAGACUCCUUCAUGUGUAUAUUUUAUCAAGGGAAACUGCAACAGGGGCAGCCAGUGCUCAUUUUCUCAUUCACUUCAAGCAAAAAAACCUGCAUGCAAUUUUUUUUUCACUUUACAGGGUUGCCGAAAUGGAGAGUUGUGUUCUUAUGCUCAUGAUUUGCCGCCAUCAGUAUCAUCAUUUAGCACAAGUCCCUGCCUCCGAGAAGAAGAUGAUGUUAAUGCUGCCUCACUUCUACAAUUGUUCCCAUCAUCUUCAGAUGGAUGCAUUCUUUUAUUAGAUGACAAUGACUUCCAUUUCUCCUCGGUUUUUGCUCGCUUCUUCGAUCCAUCCAAAAUAAUAUCCACAACGUCCAUGUCUAACACCACCAUGAGUGAUCCGUCAUUGAAGGGUGUUCGAAUUCUGUGGGAUGUCCAUCAUCCGACCCAGACAAUAAUUUCCAAAGCAGGGAGUAACCCAAUUCCAUGGAGUGAAGUCAAGUGCUUACUAUGGUUUCCUGCUUUUGAUAGCCACAGUGACAAUUUGGAAGGACACAAAAUUCUGAUGCGGAGUUUUUUUGACAAUUUAGCUAUCAGAAUCAUAGCUGAUUCAUUAUAUGAGCUGCGAAUUAUCAUCACCAUGAACAAUAUAAGAUUUUCACAGUUACAGGUGGAAAAAAUGGGCAGAGACUGCUUUUUUUUCCUGAGAGAGUCGUUUCCAUUUGACGAAGCAAGCUUUGGGGAGUUAUCAGAUGUAGUCACAACCAGGAAAGCGAUGGUGGAGUCGAAGCCUGUUUCGUAUGUUUUUGACUUGCAGCCACCCACUGAUAUUCAGUUUGAUGAUUAUGCAGCCACUCUACACGAAUGCCUUCACGGUAUUCGUUGAUGAAGAUAAAGUAUAAUCUUUCUCUCUGUUCUUGAUGUGACCAUGUACAUAUUCAAGUUAGAUUAUAGUAAAAUAGGUAGUACAUUAUGGAGAAUUUUAUAUCAAAUUUUGGUUUGGAUUGGCCAUUCUGGUUGGAGGAAGCUUGAGAUAUCAUGGCUAUGAGUUAUUUUGGUUGUAUCAGGUUAAACAGUGUGAGAAUGAAAGUUUAUUUGAAGUCUAGAGUUGGCGACUUGAUAGAAUAGGUUGUGCGAUGUCGUUUGAUAAUCUUAAAAACAAUUUUUUAUGGAUGAUGGGUGACUUUAAUAUCAAUUUACUUCCUAAA